UGCCCAGAGAGCGACAUAUGCUACUCUCUCAACAUUCCAGAAUCCACUGCCAGCUCUGGAAAUGGCGACAUUUUCUUUCAACUCUCUGCUCCGACUACAUACUCAUGGCUGGCUCUCGGUCAAGGAUCGUCGAUGUCUGGGUCGAACAUCUUCGUGAUGUAUACUUCAGCAGGUGGAAAAAAUGUCACACUAUCUCCACGACUAGGCACUGGGCAUGUUGAACCUCAGCACGAUACCAACGCCCAAGUCGAACUACUAGAAGGCUCAGGCAUCAGCAACGGCAAGAUGGUUGCCAACGUGCGGUGCAGUAAUUGCAAUAGCUGGUCUGGAGGCAAAAUGGACUUCACGGGCUCUUCAAGCGACUGGAUAUUCGCGUACAAGUCGGGCGAUUCGAUGAACUCGGAUGAUCUAUCCGCCAGCAUAAGCAGACACGACAAUGCAUCUCCCUUUACAUGGAACAUGGCUAGUGCGAAAGGAGGUGAUAGCGUAAACCCAUUCGACAGCGGCUUGUCAAGCAACGGCGACACAGGCUCUGCAACCUUUGAGAACAACGGAGCACCAUUUGGCGGUGACUACAAAAUGGGCGACCGCAUCAUCAGUGCUCACGGAGCUCUAGCUUCCCUAGCAUUCGUCGGUCUCUUCCCAAUUGGAGGCAUCUUGAUCCGCAUCGCGAAUUUCACCGGGUUGAUCUGGGUUCACGCUGCUAUGCAAGCCGUUGCAUAUCUCAUCUACAUUGUCGCGUUUGGAAUGGGAGCAUAUCUCAUGUCUCAGCUCCGCAGCUCCAUCACCAUCCACGCCCAUCCGAUCAUAGGCGGCAUAUUGUUCCUCGUUCUCCUUUCGCAACCCAUAAGCGGCCUGCUGCAUCACCGACUCUUCAAGAAAUAUGGACACCGGACCGGCUGGUCUUAUGCUCAUUUGACUAUCGGACGCAUCGCGAUCCCACUGGGCAUGAUCAACGGAGGUCUUGGACUUGCGAUAGCAGGAGCUGGGACAGGUGCCAAGGCUGCAUACGCUGUAGUUGCAGUGAUCAUGUCACUGGCGUACAUUGCCAGCAUUGUCAUAGGUGAAAGACGACGGAGAGACAACCAGCCGCCAACAUACGGGCAGGCGACCAGGCUUACAGACGAGCGAGAUGCACCAAUCGCGCUGACUGAGCAUUUUGGGAAAGGGAGACGAGCGUAA
Molecule: messenger RNA, 1182 nt
Organism: Pseudocercospora fijiensis CIRAD86
Lineage: Eukaryota; Fungi; Ascomycota; Dothideomycetes; Mycosphaerellales; Mycosphaerellaceae
Exons: 2
Source: RefSeq, a predicted model, not a curated record